CAGUUACCGUAGAAUUAGCUGUGUCAUGUGAAUCCAGCACCAGAGAUCCGGUUUAUAAGCCUCAUAAGACGCUUUGGUCCAGUAGUACAGUGAACGGGUGCAGACUAGAUAUCUCUAGAUCAUCGGAACGGAGGUUAUUGCAUUGCACCCAUCCAGCGCGCACAGAGAAAAUGGAGUUGGUCGUGCUAAUCGUCGGCGCUGGCCCAGCCGGACUGGCGACGGCGGCAUGCCUGAGCCAGCGCUCGAUCCCGUACCUGAUCGUUGAGCGCGAGGACUGCAGCGCGUCGCUGUGGCGCUACCGUACCUACGACCGCGUGAAGCUCCACCUGUCCAAGGAGUUCAGCUGCCUGCCGUACAUGCCGCACGAGGAAGACACCCCGACCUACAUCCCCAAGGCGGAGUUCCUCAAGUACUUGGACUGCUACCGCGAGCAUUUCGGCAUCAAGCCCAGGUACUGCACUUGCGUCGUGUCGGCAGCAUACGAUGAGGGAACCGGCCGCUGGGUCGUCGCCGCACGUGACACGGUCGAGGGCACGGAGAUCCGGUACGCGGCCAGGUUCCUGGUUGUGGCCACCGGCGAGAAUGGAGCGGGGAGGAUUCCGGAGAUCCAGGGUCUGGAGAGCUUCUGCGGGGAGGCUAUCCACUCCUCGACCUACAAGUCUGGAAAAAGCUAUGCCGGGAGAAGGGUUCUGGUGGUUGGUGCUGGAAAUUCCGGGAUGGAGAUCGCCUAUGAUCUUGCAAACCAUGGUGCCGACACCUCGAUUGUUGUUCGCAGUCCGGUACACAUAAUGCCCAAGGAGCUGAUCCGUCUCGGAAUGACAUUUGUCCAAUACAUGCCAGUUACAAUAGUUGACCUUUUCUUAGUGAAGCUAGCCGAUUUCAUAUUUGGUGAUCUAUCAAAUUAUGGCAUCGUACGGCCUGGAGUUGGCCCCCUACAACUCAAAUCCAAAACAGGUAGAUCUUCUGUAAUUGAUGUUGGGACAGCAGGGUUGAUUAAGAAAGGCGUCGUGAAGGUGUUCAAGAGGAUUUCGAAGAUCACUGGAAACAAAGUUCAGUUCGAAUGCGGGAAGGACUGCGAAUUCGAUGCCAUCGUGUUUGCAACAGGUUACAAGAGCAGUGCGAAUCUUUGGCUCAAGGCAGACGACAAGUGCAUGGUGAACAGUGACGGACGUCCAAACACAUGUCGUCCCAAUAUUUGGAAAGGAGAAAAUGGCCUCUAUUUCUCUGGUUUUAGGAGGAUGGGAUUGGCUGGUAUUUGCAUGGAUGCUUAUAAUAUUGCCAAUGAAAUCGUAUCUGUCUACUGAAGAUUUCUUGCUUGGCCUUUUAAGUCUAGUUAAAUCUAUAUUAGGUCUUGGUUAUCCGGUUCAUUGCAUCAAGAAAUCAGUAGUAGUGCAUGCAUUGGCUUGUAUGUCAACACAUUGUCCUAAGAUUGACUGUCUGUAAACGGUGCCUUUUAUGCAUAACAAUAGCUCUCAGUUGUUUAGAGUAUUUCUUGGUAGCUGAUGUUGAGCAUGCAAUACUAGAAUUCGGCUCUUUGCCAAGUGUCAAA
This is a messenger RNA of Zea mays, 1549 nucleotides long. RefSeq names its product probable indole-3-pyruvate monooxygenase YUCCA10. Gene Ontology annotation, molecular function: flavin adenine dinucleotide binding; N,N-dimethylaniline monooxygenase activity; NADP binding. Lineage: Eukaryota; Viridiplantae; Streptophyta; Magnoliopsida; Poales; Poaceae. The transcript has 4 exons. Bases 171 to 1304 code for a protein of 377 amino acids. The record is from RefSeq and is a predicted model, not a curated record.